This is a messenger RNA of Spinacia oleracea (spinach), 3850 nucleotides long. Its product is annotated as peroxisome biogenesis protein 12. The record is from RefSeq and is a predicted model, not a curated record. Gene Ontology annotation, molecular function: protein binding; zinc ion binding; ubiquitin-protein transferase activity. Gene Ontology annotation, cellular component: peroxisomal membrane; peroxisomal importomer complex. The transcript is spliced from 10 exons. The coding region runs from base 2651 to 3721 and encodes 356 amino acids. Gene Ontology annotation, biological process: protein monoubiquitination; protein import into peroxisome matrix. NCBI's taxonomy places the organism in Eukaryota, Viridiplantae, Streptophyta, Magnoliopsida, Caryophyllales, Amaranthaceae.
AAAUUAUUCCCACCACCUAGAGGAUGGCCUUUCAGACUUUUGACAGCUUUUUCUUGUGCAUUUCGGUAAUAAUACAAUCAAUAUAAAAAUAUGUAAAAAAUUUAGCAUAUUUUCUCCAACACAUCAGAGUUAGCUUCCUCUUCACCAACGAACAAUCGGCAAGCUACUUAAAACCGGAAAGUCCACCAGAAAGUUUAGCGACGAAGAAGAUGUUGUUCCAGGUGGGAGGGCAGGGCACUAGGCCCACAUUCUUCGAGAUGGCGGCGGCUCAGCAGCUUCCUUCCAGCCUUCGCGCCGCACUCACUUACUCCAUUGGCGUAUGGUUGUUUCUUAAUUUUGCUUUAUUAUUGCAUAUUUCCGUCAUCUAUAAUUCUAUACAAUUGUUAAUUCAUGAGUUCAGUUACUCGUUUGUUGGACUAUUAAUUGAUGAUUUUAGGUUGAAAUUUUGAACCUUGGUUUCUAAGUGAUGGGGUUUCAUCAAAUGAUUCAUUUUGGGAGUGGGGUGAAGAUUUUCUUGAUUAUACUGAUUGUAAUUGAAUUUUCAAAUGAAUUAAUGAAUUAAACUGACUGAAGUUUCGCGGUGAUGAGGUAUGAUUACAAAGUGCUAGGGAUUUCUAGUGUGUAUUGAUAAUUGCUUAGUACUUGUAUACCAAUUUUGUUUCUGUGGUUUUUAGUUUUGGUCAAGUGUGUGAUUUGUAGCGCUUGAAUUAUAGAUGCAGUAGGUAUUUAGUAUUUAGUGGCGUCAGGAGUAGUAUGUUUGUUUGCAGACAUUUUUGAAAUGAUUUGUGGUUAUCGGUGAAGUGAUUGUAUAUUAUUGACAAGAUUUGUAUGUAAAAACUACAAAGUACAAUUACUUACGACGAAAUAUAGAUGCCCAUGACAUUCGAUAGGCGAUGGUGGUAUUAUUUGAUGGUUUCAAAUAUUUGGGAAUGACGGUGGGAUUUGCCCCGAUACGACUAUAGUUCCGACUGGACCUCGACUUUCCUUGUUCGAAAAAAUGUUGGAAAUAUAUUGUGUUUUCAAGGCUACACAAAUAAGAAAUAUAUGAACAAGAAAUCGUUCAUGAAUAAACAACAAUAUGAUUUAGUGCGUCGUAAAGAUUUGGAACCACUGAUUUGAAAACGAUAAUUCGACGCAACCGGAUGCUCAAUUGUAUUCGCCGAUUCGUUCCUUAAGGUUCACUCACCACUCUCACACUAUAGAUUUUUAGGGUGAGAGGUUGGAAUCACAUGUUUAUGCCCAUAGAAGAGGAAUGAGUAGAAGAAAAGCUUAGGAAAAAAACGUAAGGAUUAUGUGUGCAAUAUCAAUUAUCCUCUUUUCAUCUCUACCGAUGAAUAAAUAUGGAAUAGGAGGAGAAUAUGAAGAGGAUGUAGCUCAAAACCAAUCAUCAAUUACAAUAUAAUGAAACAAGCUUAAAAGCUAUCAUUAAAACAAGAAUUGAAAAGUUGUAACCUUAUAAUCAAGAAGGAGAAUAAAACUCAAUGAUACUCAUUAAAAUUAGGAGUUAAAACCAUUAAUCGACAAAGAGUUGUUAUAAGAACUUGGAGACAAAGAGUUACAAAGCUCUUACACAAGAGGCGAUUUCAAGAGACAAGAAUGAGACCUUAAGUUUAAAGUGGGAAGCCUACUCCACGACCACCCUGCUGCCUUUCCUACUUGCCACAACCAACGUGUGGAAAAGCAAAACGAAAGGCUUUACUCCAACAGAAAAAAGUCCCACGAUGCAUUGACGGAACUUGUUGGCUCCAUAAAUUCGGGGGAUGACGGUGGUGGAAUUGGCCCGUGAUACAACUAAAGUCCCAACUUGACCUCGAGUUAUUGUUGUUCAAUUGUCGGAAUUUUUCGGCUACAUAAAGUUGGGGGAUGACGGUGGUGGAAUUGGCCACCGAUAUGGCCAUAGUCCAGACUUGACCUUGAGUUGUUGUCAAAAAAUCCAACGAUGCAUUAACGGAAUUUCCCGUGUUUGGAAACAAGAAAUUCAUUUCAAAUAAUAGAAUUCAAUUUGUGGAAUUGAAAUUUCGGAAUUUAAAUCCUAAUUUUGUGUUCGAAAAACAUGAGAAUUUCGAAUCCAGAAUUUCAAAUUUCAAUAAGUUGGUUGGAAACAAAGGAACUUCAAUAUCUAGACUUUAAUUGCAUAAAAAUGCUUGCAUGUAAACUAAUUAUGUCAUUAAUAAAAUCGAAUAAUCCCAAAAUCAAGAACAGUGGCCUAAUAUGGUACGAGCAUAUUAGGCCACUGUACUUCCUCACCUUGUUUCUCCUUCUGACUAUCAUCAUGGGGGAACUGCUCCCUACCUGUUCUUCUUUAAAUACAUUUUGUCUAACCGAAUACUUAUGUGUCAGAUAAUGAUGGUGGUGGAAGUAUAAGUGUUAUUCCUUCCUUGACAUGCAUUGGAUGAUUUAUGGAAGGUUAUCCGAGGAUAUUCCAUUGGCACCUUAAUAAUACAUCUUUUUAUCAUUGCAAUUCUUGACAUACAUUAGGUGUACUCUUUUGUUUUUGGUGUUAUCACCCGGUUCACCCUUAGGGCUAAUCCGGAUUUUGGGCGAGUUUUGGGUGGAUAGGUUCCAGUCCCCUCCCAAUUGUUGUUGCGGGGGAUCGAACACGGGUCCCUCCUACCAAGUUCAGUCCCAAUCACCAUUGAAUCAAGAGGUAAUGGCUUUAAGGAGGCCAAUUCUACAUAAAGUGUUAGACUAUGAAGAUGAAUUCUUUGCCUUGUUGAUGCUAGUUUUGGAGACCCAUAGCAUGAGAACUACGGAUGCUUCUUUCUCAGAGUCUUUAUAUGGCUUGCGAAGGAGAACAGUAAACUUUAAAUUGAAAAAAGAUGCUCUGCAUUUCAACUCCACCGAUGGGAUUCAGAAUUCUGGGAUAGAAAAGCACCAAAGAGUCCUUUCAGUUGUCUUUCUGGUUGUGUUACCAUAUUUUAAGUCAAAAUUGCAUUCAAUUUAUAGCAGAGAAAGAGAAAGUGUAGUGCGAGCAAGCUUAUGGGGACCAGGUGAUGAAAGAUCUGAUGAUACUGACUAUCUGGAUAUGGCAGAGAGUCCAGUUGAACAGACUAGAGCUUCUGGUCACGAAAUUUCGUCAAGAGCACGCAUCUUGCAAGGAGCUAAGAAAGUUAUUGCUGCUUGUUACCCCUGGAUACAUACUAGCCAUGAAGGAUUAGCAUUUGCUUAUCAAACAUUGUAUCUGUUGGAUGCCACUGGGUUUUAUUCUCUUGGAUUGCAUGCUUUAGGGAUCCAUGUCUGUCGGGCUACUGUACAGGAACAGAUGGAUGCUUCUUCGAGAAUAUCAAGGAUGAGGAGUCGUGAACGUGAGAGACUUCGUGGUCCUCCUUGGUUAAAGAAAUUGCAAGGAGCGUUGCUCAGCUGUAUGUAUGCAGCACUUGAUUAUUCACAGACAGGCUUAAUUGCGGCAGUGUUUGUAUUCAAGAUGAUGGAAUGGUGGUACCAGUCGGCAGAGGAAAGGAUGUCAGCGCCAACUAUUUAUCCCCCACCACCACCGCCCCCAGCCCCUAAAGUGGCUAAGGAAGGUAUUAAACUGCCAUCAGACAGAACAGUAUGUCCUUUGUGUUCGGAGAAACGUGCAAAUCCGUCAGUUGUUACAGUAUCAGGACUUGUUUACUGUUAUGGUUGCAUAUUCAAGUAUGUUUCUCAGUAUAAGAGGUGCCCAGUCACACUCAUUCCCGCAGAAGUUGAGGACAUUAGACGGCUCUUCCAUGACAUGUAGAGUAUGGUAUAUGUUAUGCCAAAAUGCUUUUCUUUGGGCUUAUUUUCUUUUGUUCUCUGACCUGAAAAACGCUACAACAUCUAUAUACAAAAUUACCAAUUCUACAUAAUUUAUGAAUUUCGUUGCAAA